Messenger RNA from Hylaeus anthracinus, 772 nucleotides. Its product is annotated as protein patched-like. NCBI's taxonomy places the organism in Eukaryota, Metazoa, Arthropoda, Insecta, Hymenoptera, Colletidae. The transcript has 5 exons. The record is from RefSeq and is a predicted model, not a curated record. Gene Ontology annotation, biological process: smoothened signaling pathway. Gene Ontology annotation, cellular component: plasma membrane. Gene Ontology annotation, molecular function: hedgehog receptor activity; smoothened binding; hedgehog family protein binding. The annotation marks the transcript as partial.
UCAAUCGCGACGGAGUUCGUGACUGCUCCAACUUGGGCCGGCUCGCCGGAAGGCUCAGAAGGCGGAAGGUUACAAAAAGAGCUGACCUACGCCUCGACGGAACUGGGUGAAGCAGCCGCCUCGACGCAUCAGCUCGUCAUCCAAACGCCGAGGCAUUCCGGGGCGAAUAUUUUGCACCCUGCCGCACUCAAGGAACAUUUAGCGAUCCUGAAGGCGGCGACGCAGGUUACCGUACACCUGUUCGAAAUCACGUGGAGGCUGAAAGACAUGUGUUACGCGCUGAACAUACCCAACUUCGACAUGCACUACAUCGACCAGAUCUUCGAUAGUAUCAUACCGUGCGCCAUCAUUACGCCCCUCGACUGUUUCUGGGAAGGCAGUAAACUCUUGGGACCGGAGUACCCCGUCCACAUACCCGGGGCGCAAACGAACAAGCCGGUUCAGUGGACGAAUCUCAAUCCGUCGUGGAUGCUGGACGAGAUGAAGAAACUGCCGUUCGCGUUUCCUUUCAAAACGCUCGAGGAUUACAUGAAGAGGGCAGGGAUAACGAACGCCUACCAGAGCAAGCCGUGCCUCGACCCAACGGACCCGGAAUGCCCGGAAACCGCGCCCAACAAAAAGUCCCAGCAGGUAAGCAAGCCAUGUUGUCUCUUGUAUUUCCGUCGGCGGCAACCUCGCGACCGAUUAAAGGGGCCCGCUGCCCUACAACUCUAAAAAGAAAAACGACGUCUCUUUGCGAAUUUUCUGCUGGAAUACACCCUAUUGAUAACUA